AUCUGCACAUUUUUUAAGGAGCUUGGCUUUAUUUUCCUUUUUCCCUUAAUAACCUUUUUUGGUGCAGAGGCUUGUGUACCAGGCAGGAUCCCUUCCCACCAAAAUAGUAUGCUUAACCCAGGUGGUUAGUGCAGAUGAAUUGAAAGACGACGAGGAAUAUGAAGACAUAAUGGAGGACAUGAGGGGCGAGGGUGGAAAAUAUGGUAACUUGGCGAAUGUUAUCAUCCCUCGACCUGGUCCAAAUGGUGAACCAGUUCCUGGCUUAGGGAAGGUAUUUUUGGAGUAUGCUGACACUGAGGGAUCUACUAAAGCCAGGCAAGGGUUGCAUGGAAGGAAAUUUGGGGAAAAUCAGGUCGUUGCAGUUUUCUAUCCAGAGAUUAAGUUUGCCCAAGGAGAAUAUGAUGGAUAGCUGACAUCGUUGUUUCUAGUACUUUCUUUUUUUUAACAACUUGAAGGCUGUACCAUUGGCUUUUCUGCCGAACUGAUGCUUUGCUAUUGUGUUUGGACAAUUUAGACAGGUAUUAGGGACAUAUGCUGAAGAGUUAAUUAGCUACGCAAAUUUGGCAUCUCUUAUAUGUUAAAAUAGUAUACACAUGAUCGCAUAUUGUGGUAGCAACAUGGAGAUUUGGUGAAUUGCCUGUCAUAGCAGUGUUACAAACAUUUACUA
This is a messenger RNA of Phoenix dactylifera (date palm), 667 nucleotides long. The record is from RefSeq and is a predicted model, not a curated record. Lineage: Eukaryota; Viridiplantae; Streptophyta; Magnoliopsida; Arecales; Arecaceae.